AUGUCGGGGGUGUUGAUAUUCAGAAAGAACGGCGUGGUGCAGUUCAUCUCCAAUCCAACCAAGGAAUCAUUCCAGCAGGAAGCAGAGGCAGAGUCAACUUAUUUUGGGGUUGGAGGAGGAACGGCAACGGCACCAGGCGCCCGUCCACGAGUGUUGGUGUACGUCCCUUCGAACCAAGUUAUCAAAUCCUACGCCGAGCUGGAGCAACGCCUCCAGGAACUCGGCUGGACGCGCUACCACAACGGCCAGAGCCGGAGCUCCGACCUCAUCCAGUAUCACCGCUCUGAUGCUUCAGCCCACCUCAUUUCUCUCCCCACCAACUUCAACAACUUCAGCUCCAUCCACAUGUACGACAUCGUCGUCAAGAACCCCUCCUACUUUCAGGUCCGUGUCCUAUGA
Messenger RNA from Nelumbo nucifera (sacred lotus), 399 nucleotides. The record is from RefSeq and is a predicted model, not a curated record. NCBI's taxonomy places the organism in Eukaryota, Viridiplantae, Streptophyta, Magnoliopsida, Proteales, Nelumbonaceae.